Messenger RNA from Symbiodinium necroappetens, 824 nucleotides. The record is from the annotation of a GenBank genome assembly. NCBI's taxonomy places the organism in Eukaryota, Dinophyceae, Suessiales, Symbiodiniaceae.
AUGGCUUCCCGCACGCUACCUCGGAGGCAGCUGGACGCUUCCGGGGAUUUCACGGAGGCCUUGGAGUUCCCUCUGGAGGACGACGACCCGGAUGCACUGAUCCAGGUGGAGGUGUGGAGCUCUGAUGGUCGCAGUCGUGGUGCUUUGCGUGGUCGGGUGGAUGUGCCGCUCUAUUGCGCGGGGAGGAACUGCAUGAGAGAGCUGCAGCUUCCGGUGCGGGACUUGCACCGGCCGCGCGGCGAGGGCAGCCAGGUUGGCUCUGUGCGGCUGGAGGUGGGCUUCCAUCAGAGCUUGGGGGCUCUGUUGCUGCCGCGGCCCAGCAAGCAGGCGACGACGGCCUGGCAGACUGUCGGUGGUGACAAGAGUAUCCGGGAGCAGUUCCGGGAGCUGGAAGCCUUCAUGCAGCAGUUCGAGGUGUUUUCGAGCCGCUUCGGGAACCACUGCUUCACCUCCCGCAGUCUCUCCAUGGAGUACCGUCGCAUCAUACAGUGGGACAGCCCGCUGCUGACGCUGCUGUGCCUCCUUGCGCUGACCAUCCAGAUCGGAUUCUUUCAUGAGUACGUCUUGCCUGUCGUGGUGCUGGUUGUCCUCGGUGUGGUGCUGUGGUAUCAUCCUGUUCUGCAGCGCUAUUGCGGUUCAUGGGAGCAGUGGUGGGAGGAGUCGUGGUGCAGCCGGCGCUCCGGCUCCCAACCGCGUAGCAUGCGGUCUUGCUCCCUCGCCUCCGCAGAGAGCGUGAAGAAUCUUCCAAGCGAGGCUUUGACGGAAGAUGGGCCGCCCGAGGUCCAGGAGCGCUACGAGAACGAGCGCCGCCUGGUGCUUGGCAG